Messenger RNA from Schistocerca americana (American grasshopper), 540 nucleotides. RefSeq lists its product as uncharacterized. Lineage: Eukaryota; Metazoa; Arthropoda; Insecta; Orthoptera; Acrididae. The record is from RefSeq and is a predicted model, not a curated record. The coding region runs from base 1 to 540 and encodes 179 amino acids. The transcript has 2 exons.
AUGUGGCUGCCAGUGAAGGGGCAAGAGAAGGAAUAUGGCUCUAAGCUCUAUGAAGAAAUUUCACCACUGGAGAGUGUUCCUGUUCUUCUUGUUGACAAUGCAAGUGCUAUUAAACUGGCCAAAAAUCCUGAAUUUCACAAAAGGUCUAAGCAUAUUGAUGUUCGCAUGCACUACAUCCCUGAGAAGAUUCAAGAAGGCCAGCUAGACAUUGAGCAUGUACCAGGCAAUCAGCAAGCUGCAGAUAAUCUCACCAAACCAUUGCCAAAUGUCCAGCUUAAAUACGAAGGGGAGGUUUCAUAUGCCAACCCUGCCUUUCAACUGCUGCUGCUGUGGGUCGUCUCAUCCUCGCUGGGUCCGCGACGCGCCUCAGACCCCACCCUGUGCAGUCGGGCAGCCCCUAGUCGGCACUGUGAGCCGCCGCCCGCUGCUGCGGACAGCCUCCUCGCCAAACCGAGCCCUCAUCCCUCCACCAGUCGUACCAUGCCGCUCGCCACCUCUUCACAAGCCACCUACCGCUUUUGCCCAGGAGACAUCGAGUAG